UGGUGCAGGUAAGCAUCGCACAGACUCAGCAGGUGCUUGUACACGCGGAUGGCGACGCUUCCUCUCAGAGCACCCCGUUCUGACGCCUCUAUUAAAGAGAUGCACAGGAUCCCAGCCUGCAAACCGCAGUCGCAGAACCGAGAAACGUGGCUACGGACGGACUGGAUUAUGAGAUUAAGCAAGGGGUGUGAGGAAGAAAUGGCGGCAAGAAGAACACACGACGUUGAAGUGGUCGUCACUUGCCCGCCGAUGUUGUUGUGGACCUGUUUCAGUCGCCCAGACGGACCGACGCAGGAUCUGAGAAGCUGCGACAGAUGACGAAGCUUGGUCUGCACUUCAGCUUUGUCGAGAGGUGAAACAAACCAGGUGGUGUUGAAAUGGCUCCGCACAAAUUUGUUAUUAAGUGUGGGAACUUUGCUGUGUUGGUGGAUCUCCACGUUCUGCCCCUGGGCGCCCAAGUGGACACCAGCUGGUUUACUACAAGCCAUAUUGAGGAGGUCACGUCUCUGGUUCGUGAUGCUGUGGACCAACGAGUAAAGCAGUACGCAGAGUUCCUACACAAUAGAAGACAACACAAACAGAAAAAGGAACUUCCUAUGGCUUCUGCUGUAGUUGUAGAAGGCAAAGACUUCAGCCUUGCUGCCAAUUUUCUGAAGCGUCACAUCAGCCUCCGCUGCAUCGUCAAGCAGGUCUACGGAGAUCUGCGUGUGUUUCCUGAGCGCUACGUUGUGUGCGUGAGUUGUCCAGAGCAUUCAGCAGCUCGCCUCGGAAACCUGAGCCCAGCCACAGCGGUUCCUUGUGAGAAAAGCAGAUCUGAGUAUUUUUCCGAAGUGGGCGAAAACCAAGAGCCAUCAACCGUCCUCACACAAACAAAGAAGACUGUGCUGCAGAAGCUAGCCAAACAAGCCCGUGUCCAGCGUGAGUCUCCUGGUUCCAGUUUGCAGGAGCAGAACAUUGACCCGAGAGUCUGUUUGAUAAAGGGGGAACACACAAGUCAGUCAGGGGGAAGCUUUCCAGAGACGGAGGUCCAGAAUCAGGACCCGGGCCCUCGACAUCCCACGCCGACGCAGCCUUCCAGCAGCCCAGAUGGGGCCCCAGCGGAACCCCUCGCACAGACGGUCAGCCCAGCGUCCAGGAAAAGCCGAAAUUCUAAGUCAAGCAGCUCGAGUGAGGAUCCUCAUCGGCAGAGAGCCAAGAAGAAAUGCCUGGGAAUGACCAACCCCACACUCCCGCCUCACGCCAGCGGGCGUGACCCUCCUUCCCCGACGCCUCGUCCUCCAGACCGGGCAGAGUCCAAGGCUUUCCCAGUCUCCCAGUGCAAGGAAACCACACUGGAAGUGGAGCUGCUUACUUCAGGGAAACGGGCCCAGAGGCUGCUCCCCCUCACAAGCAAUAACACGGCGCAGACAAACCAAAACAGGCCGGCCGCAAGUCUGAGGGGCCUAUCUGUCAAGCUCGCAUCCUCCGCCGCCUCUAUUGCUUCCAGACCCGCAGUGGCAGCGGAGGCCAGCGAGAACGCGCCCCGGACCUCCAGAUUACGACGACAGAAGAGGUCCUGAGGGGACGAUCCAGAUGCCUGACGCCAAGAAGAUAGAGAUGAUACCGCUGCAAAGGCCUGGCGUUUCACCCCACGCAGUCGCCCAUCACGUGUUACUACAGCGCCUGCUCCGCCGGCACCAGCACGGAUCGAAUGUUCAACACAUAAUUGAUGCAUGAGCGUCUGUCAAAUACUUGAAGCAGAGUUCGCCUCCACCCAUAAGUGGCGGCGGUCAAGAGAGGCUCGCAAAUCCGACUGAGAAAAACCUUUAAUUGGGGUUUCGAUUCGCCUUUGUGUUAAAGAUGGAGGGGGGGUUUCAGACAGGCAGGAGCCGGGCGCCGCGUCACGCCGCUGGACCACUGGCUCCUCCGUGUUGGACGCCGCUGCACUUCCCUGAUGGAUCGCUGCUCCAUCGCAGCCGUUAUUUUCCCCCAGUUCAUUCAUCCACUAGUUGCUGGCUCCUGAGCCCCGCUCACCCAGAUGUGUCACAUAUUUCGCUGAGUCACUGACGUCGAUUAGCGAUAGCAUCUUUUUCAAACCUUCUGUCAACGGCUGUCGGAGCCAGAUCUGCAGUGGAGCGAAUCUUUCAGUCUGUUGUUUCAUGACGUCAUGUCAGCUCAUGUUGUACUCUGCUGUUUUAUGAAUUAAACUGUUUAAUUUGAACACUGUUGUUUUGUUUUGACUCUUGUGAAAGCUCCCCAUUGUUC
Synchiropus splendidus (mandarinfish) is the source of this 2244-nucleotide messenger RNA. RefSeq names its product SLX4 interacting protein (gene slx4ip). The record is from RefSeq and is a predicted model, not a curated record. The transcript is spliced from 8 exons. NCBI's taxonomy places the organism in Eukaryota, Metazoa, Chordata, Actinopteri, Syngnathiformes, Callionymidae. Bases 378 to 1559 code for a protein of 393 amino acids.